UACAUUUCCCAUGAAUGACGCAAGCAGAGCGUCUAGGUCUAAACUCUCACCAACACACACACGAGACGAAUUAUAACACACAACCAGGCUUGGAGGAAGAUGAGGAUAAAGGAGAUACUAAGGACAGCGACCCAAGCAUGGAGUCCUGCAAGCCAACAUCCUGCACACCUGGCUCUGGGUACGGCUGCCCAGCAGCUGGACGCUUCCUUCAACACCAGCUCUGCGCUGGAGAUCUUCGAGAUGGAUUUUGCUGAUACAUCCAUGGACAUGAAGCUCAGAGGAUCUCUGCCCACAUCCAGCAGGUUUCACAGUUUGAUUUGGACAGCGUUUGAUACGGAGGGUAAACAUUUAUCUGGGUGCCUGAUAGGAGGCAGCGAGAACGGAAGCGUGACCGUCUACAGUCCGGACGCUAUUCUGAGCGCAGGAGACGACGCCGUGAUCGGACAGUCCAACAAACACACGGGUCCUGUGCGAGCGCUCGACUACAACCGCUUCCAGAGUAAUCUCAUCGCCUCAGGAGCCAACGAUUCUGAAAUAUACAUCUGGGACUUAAACAGUUUUAGUAAUCCAAUGACACCAGGAGCAAAAUCACAGCCAGCAGAGGACGUCAGCGUGGUAGCGUGGAACAGUCAGGUGCAGCACAUCCUGGCAUCCGCCAACCCCAGCGGAAAAGCUGUUGUGUGGGAUCUGAGGAAGAACGAACCUAUCAUUAAAAUCAGUGACCACAGCAACAGGAUUCACUGUUCUGGGAUGUUGUGGCAUCCGGACGUGGCCACUCAACUGGUUUUGGCAUCAGAGGAUGACAGACUUCCUGUGAUACAGAUGUGGGACCUUCGGUUUGCAACCUCACCACUCAAAGUUCUGGAGAACCACACCAGAGGGAUUCUUUCAAUCUCGUGGAGUCAGGCCGACCCUGAGCUGCUGCUGAGCAGUGGGAAAGACAAUCGCAUCUUGUGCUGGAACCCAAACACUGCGGAGGUGAUUUAUGAACUGCCGACAGCCAAUCAGUGGUGUUUUGACGUGCAGUGGUGUCCUCGUAACCCCGCCCUCCUAUCAGCUGCAUCAUUUGAUGGGCGGAUCUGUGUGUACUCUAUUAUGGGAGGGCGUCUUCAACAGCAUCAACACAGUACAGUGGAUCAGAUCUCAGCGUCAUUCGACACCAACGACCCAUUUGGAACGGGUCAGACUCUUCCACCUCUACAGGUUCCUCAGCCCACAGUAGAGACCACCAUCAUCCCUCCUCUGACGAAGCCGCCUAAGUGGGUACGGAGACCCGUAGGCGCUUCAUUCGCUUUCGGUGGGAAACUGAUAACGUUUGAGAAUCCUCAGCAGCAGCAGCAGCAGCAGUCGACCCAGCCGAUCCCUCAUCAAGUGCACGUCAGUCAGGUGACCACAGAGACAGAGUUUCUGGAGCGCUCGACUGAGCUGCAGUCGGCCCUGCAGUCCGGAUCUUUCUCCAGCUACUGUCAGAAGAAGAUGAAGAGCGCGCCCUCCGAUGCCGAGCAGGAUAUAUGGAAAUUCCUCAUGGUGAAUUUUGAAGAUGAAGCUCGUGUGAAGUUCUUGAAGCUGUUGGGAUUUAGUAAAGAUGAGCUGCAGAAGAAGAUCUCUGCAUGUUUGGGAAGGAGCCUGCAGCCCAAUGGUUUAGAUGUGAAUGCUUUGGCUGAAAAGAUGCAGACGCUGUCUGAUCAGAUGGCAGAUGAAUCGGGCGUCGCUGGUGGUGAUUCCCAUGCAGAUUUCUUUACUCGGCUCCCUAGGAAAGAGAAAGAAUCGUACCGCAUCCCUGUGUCCUCAGACACGGAUGGAUUGAUCAGUCAGGCCCUGCUGGUCGGUAACUUCGAGGGAGCCGUGGAUCUGUGUUUAAAUGACGGACGUUUCGCAGAAGCCAUCCUCCUGUCGAUCAGCGGAGGGGAGGAGCUACUGAAGAAGACCCAGCAGCGGUACCUCAAGCAACAAACCAACAGCGUAUCCAUGUUAAUCUCAUCAGUUGUGACACAGAACUGGCGUGAUAUCGUUCAGAGCUGUCAGCUGGAUAACUGGAAGGAAGCGUUAGCCGCCCUGCUCACGUAUGCCAACCCAGAAGAGUUUGCACCUCUGUGCGAUACUCUCGGCUCUCGUCUGGAGGCUGAAGCGACAGAGAAACGAAGUCUACAGGCGUGUCUGUGUUAUAUCUGCUCUGGAAACAUCGAGCGUCUGGUGGAGUGUUGGACGUUUCAGAGAGAUUGUUCUUCUCCUCUUACACUGGAGGAUCUGGUGGAGAAGGUGAUGAUUCUGCGUAAAUCAAUCGAGCGUUUGCGCAGCGGUGAGGUUUGUGUUCGGAGCUCGGCGCUGACAGAAAAACUCAUCCAAUAUUCCAGCAUUCUGGCAUCACAGGGAAGUCUGAGUGCUGCGCUCAGCUACCUGCCUGAAAACUCUGACCAGCCAGGUGUUAGGAUGUUAAGAGAGAGGCUGUCUCAUGCGAAGGGUGAGAUACUGCAGAGACAACAACCAUCAGGACCAGCAGGAGGAGCCAAACCAUCAAGCAUUACAAACACACGCGCACCAUCGGCAGCCACAACACACACACAGGGGCAGUACCCACCUUCAGUGCCUUCUCAGAUGCCCCUGCCAGGGCAACAGCCAAUGCCACGUCUCUUUACCCCUCAGCAGGUUCCUGAUUCUGGCCCUGCUGGAGUUCCACGCUCGGGUUUGAGACCGGCAUACCCACAACACCCGGCCACAGCGCCAGGUUUCCCCCCCUCUCAGCCGUUCACAUCGCAGUCAGGACCUCUGGGUGCACCGGUUGGUUUUAUGUCUGGUCCACAGAUGCCCCCCUCCAGCCUGUCAGGCCCCUCAUCUCCACCAGGACCCCUGAUGCCAGGUAACGUCCAGAGAAUGGGUGCCCCACCUGCGCCAGGAUUCAUUUCACCCACCUCCAUGCCAGGAGGAGCACCUGUAUUUCCAACAGCACAGCACGCUCAUGGCCCUGCGCCGUAUCCACCUUUAGGCUCGGGGUAUCCACAGGGGGGUCCGGGAGCUCCGGGGGCCAAAAGUUUCAGUUCUGCUGGUGUCCAUCCUCCACCUACAGGAGUCAUGCCAUGGCUGAGAUAUUACAGAGAUGGGGAAGGUGAUGGGGAUUGUGUGUGUGUGUGUGUUUGUGUGUGUCUCAGUGGUGGCUCGUGACUGCUCUUCCGAGGAUGCGCUAAUUCAAAAUAAGUGUUCAGAUUGUCACGUGUGUGGUUCCCUUUUCCAAAAUAUGUGUCCUGCGUGUGGAGAGAUCCUGUGUGCAUCACGUGUUUUGUCAAAAUAAGUGCCUGCUGCACACGCGUCAAAACUGUUAUUGAUUAAAGAGACGCUCAUGUUCACCAAAUACACGCUAGACACUCCCUUAACACUAAACUCUGAUUACGCAUGAGAUUAUGAGAGUAUCUGGUAAAUGCGAGCGUAAACCCUUUAGACACGUCUACAGCAGGCACUUAUUUUGACAUGACACGUGAUGCACACCCAAUCUCUCAAAGCGCAGAACACAUAUUUUGAAAUUUCGAACCACACACACAUGACAAGCUACAUACAUGUUGUGAUGAACUUCACAUUGUGCACUUCAAAAAAAGAAGUCACCGGCCGCCACUGGUGUGUCUGGUUUUAUGAGGACUUUCCUUUGUUUUUUUUUUAUUGAGUCUAGUGAUCAUUUCUAUUGCAUAAGAGCUUUUUUUUGCCUCUUUAAUAAAACACAAUUGAUUGUUUUCCCUCAUACAGAUCCUCAUAAAUAAACUAUGUUUUCAUUAUAAUGUGUGUGUGUGUGUGUGUGUGUGUGUGUGUGUGUGUGUGUGUGUGUUAUAAGCUUCAGUACUAGUGUGUGUGUUUAAUUCUUGAGAAGAGCAACACUUUCUAUAUUUCUCUUUGUAAUAUUUGAUGGUUGAAUGUAAGCGCUCAAAUGAUUCCUUUGGAAGACUGUGUGCUCUCAGAGAGGAUCAUGGGUAAUAAUCUCUUAACUGCUCAGUGCUGGGUGGAUUUAUUCAAAGGUGUUAAGUACUCAAAUAUUUUUACUUUACUCUAUUAAAUGUUCUAUACAGGGUUCCCAUGCAUCCUUGAAAUCCUGUGAAUCUGGGGGGGAUAAAUUCAAGGCCCUGGGAAGUUUUUGAAAAUAUACAUACAUAGAUACAGGUCAUUGAAAGUACUUGAAUCUAUUUAUGCAGGAAGUUUUCUGAGGAAAAAAAUCCAUAUUAUUCCCUGUGUAGUGUAGGAUAAUAUCAUAAAAAUUCUAGACUUUUUAAGCACACGUGCUAAACUGUUCUCUUUAAAUGCUUAUAUCUUCUGUAUGUGAAUGUUGAUUCAUACCAAAAUGUUUUUUGCAUAGUUUUGUUUGAAAACGUCUCGGGUUACGUAUGUAUCUGUUGUUCCCUGAGAAGGGAACGAGACGCUGCGUCUCCCUUGCCAUACUUCCUGCGUCCCUGUAACGCCGUCUUUGGCAAUAUUUCAGAUAGCGAUAUACUUCCAGGCUCCUUUGUCACCCUGUCUUUGUCAUUAAUCUGGAAAGUUCUUGAAAGGUCCUUGAAUUUAAGGUUAACUAAGGUCUGGGAACCCUGUUUAUAUAUGUGUACUUUAUCAGACUGUUUAUCUUUGGCAAAUGUUUACUUCCCUACAUUCUGAGGAAUAAAACUUUUCUUUUUACUGGACUAUCAAGAUGUUUUUUGCCUUUAAUACUUAAAUACAUUAAAAUCUAAUGUAUACUUUUACUUGAGUUCAGAUUUUGAAAAGUAUCAGAUUUGUUUAUGUAAUUAAGUAUUAAAAGAUAUUUCUUGUGAAAUGUAGUGGAAUAAAACGUUUGAUUAUUAUGCUUUCAAAUAUUAAAGUUAAAGAAAAACACCCUGAUGAAGUACAGAUACAUAAAAAAUGUCCUUUAAUAAAGUAAAUACUUAAGUACUUUGCACCUCUGUAUGUUAUUUAAUAAUCUCUCCAAUAUUUAACUCACGCUAAAGAGACAAACUGUCACACUUACAAAUGUCAUUAGAUGAAAUAUCAAAGUUAAAUGUGUAAACUUUCAUUUUUAAGUGUGACUUAAACCUCUUCAUUUGUAAGGGAUGACUUGCAUUCAGCCGGUCAUUAUUGUAAAAUAAACACAGAGCUGGUAUUUUAGGA
This is a messenger RNA of Paramisgurnus dabryanus, 5115 nucleotides long. Lineage: Eukaryota; Metazoa; Chordata; Actinopteri; Cypriniformes; Cobitidae. The record is from RefSeq and is a predicted model, not a curated record.